This is a messenger RNA of Myotis lucifugus (little brown bat), 1649 nucleotides long. RefSeq names its product paired box 8 (gene PAX8). Lineage: Eukaryota; Metazoa; Chordata; Mammalia; Chiroptera; Vespertilionidae. Bases 164 to 1537 code for a protein of 457 amino acids. The transcript is spliced from 12 exons. Gene Ontology annotation, biological process: regulation of transcription by RNA polymerase II; anatomical structure development. The record is from RefSeq and is a predicted model, not a curated record. Gene Ontology annotation, molecular function: RNA polymerase II cis-regulatory region sequence-specific DNA binding; DNA-binding transcription factor activity, RNA polymerase II-specific.
AACAAACUUGGGACCAAGGAGAGACGCGGGCCCAGGGCACCCUCGCAGCGGACCCGGGCACUGAGGGCCGGAGGCCGCAGGCCAGGGCAGCGGCGCGGCGGAUGCGGCAGGGACCUGCGUGAGGACUCCCUGAGCCUCGCGCGGGCCACGAGUGAUCCUCAGGAUGCCUCACAACUCCAUCAGAUCCGGCCAUGGAGGGCUGAACCAGCUGGGCGGGGCCUUCGUGAACGGCAGACCCCUGCCCGAAGUGGUGCGUCAGCGCAUCGUGGACCUGGCCCACCAGGGCGUGAGGCCCUGUGACAUCUCCCGCCAGCUUCGCGUCAGCCAUGGUUGUGUCAGCAAGAUUCUUGGCAGGUACUACGAGACUGGCAGCAUCCGGCCUGGGGUGAUAGGUGGCUCCAAGCCCAAGGUGGCCACCCCCAAGGUGGUGGAGAAGAUCGGGGACUACAAGCGACAGAACCCCACCAUGUUUGCCUGGGAGAUCCGAGAUCGGCUCCUGGCUGAGGGCGUCUGUGACAACGACACUGUGCCCAGUGUCAGCUCCAUCAACAGAAUCAUCCGGACCAAAGUGCAGCAACCAUUCAAUCUCCCCAUGGACAGCUGCGUGGCCACCAAGUCCCUGAGCCCAGGACACACGCUGAUCCCCAGCUCGGCCGUGACGCCCCCGGAGUCACCCCAGUCUGACUCUCUGGGCUCCACCUACUCCAUCAAUGGGCUGCUGGGGAUCGCCCAGCCCGGCAGCGACAGCAAGAGGAAGAUGGAUGACAGUGACCAGGACAGCUGCCGGCUGAGCAUCGACUCCCAGAGCAGCAGCAGCGGGCCCCGCAAGCACCUCCGCACGGACGCCUUCAGCCAGCACCACCUCGAGCCCCUUGAGUGCCCCUUCGAGCGGCAGCACUACCCGGAGGCCUAUGCCUCCCCCGGCCACACCAAAAGCGAGCAGGGCCUCUACCCGCUGCCCCUGCUCAACAGCACCCUGGACGACGGGAAGGCCACCCUGACCCCUUCCAACACACCCUUGGGGCGCAACCUCUCGACUCACCAGACCUACCCCGUGGUGACAGAUCCUCACUCACCCUUCGCCAUAAAGCAGGAAAGCCCCGAGGUGUCCAGUUCUAGCUCCACCCCUUCCUCUUUAUCUAGCUCCGCCUUUUUGGACCUGCAGCAAGUCGGCUCUGGGGUCCCCGCGGGAGCCUCGGUCCCGCCCUUCAAUGCCUUUCCCCACGCUGCCUCAGUGUACGGGCAGCUCGCGGGCCAGGCCCUCCUCUCAGGGCGAGAGAUGGUGGGGCCCACGCUGCCCGGAUACCCACCCCACAUCCCCACCAGUGGACAGGGCAGCUAUGCCUCCUCUGCCAUCGCAGGCAUGGUGGCAGGAAGCGAAUACUCUGGCAAUGCCUACGGCCACACCCCCUACUCCUCCUACAGCGAGGCCUGGCGCUUCCCCAACUCCAGCUUGCUGAGUUCCCCAUAUUAUUACAGUUCCACAUCGAGGCCGAGCGCGCCGCCCACCACCGCCACGGCCUUUGACCACCUGUAGUCGCCAUGGGGACAGUGGGAGCGAAGGAGCAGCAGGAGGACCGGGUCGGGGGCGCCCGCAGAGAGUCACAGAAAGGAAUCUUUAUUUAUUACACGAAAACAAUCACAAGUCC